AUGUAUAUUCAUGUAUGUAUUGGACAUCAAUGCGCAGCACGCAUCGAUGCCGUAUCCCUGGAUAGCGACAGCCGUCUAGCCUCCGAACUACAUGGGAGGAAUAUGUAUAUUCAUGUAUGUAUUGGACAUCAAUGCGCAGCACCCAUCGAUGCCGUAUCCCUGGAUAGCGACAGCCGUCUAGCCUCCGAAAUACAUGGGAGGAAUAUGUAUAUUCAUGUAUGUAUUGGACAUCAAUGCGCAGCACGCAUCGAUGCCGUAUCCCUGGAUAGCGACAGCCGUCUAGCCUCCGAACUACAUGGGAGGAAUAUGUAUAUUCAUGUAUGUAUUGGACAUCAAUGCGCAGCACGCAUCGAUGCCGUAUCCCUGGAUUGCGACAGCCGUCUAGCCUCCGAAAUACAUGGGAGGAAUAUGUAUAUUCAUGUAUGUAUUGGACAUCAAUGCGCAGCACGCAUCGAUGCCGUAUCCCUGGAUAGCGACAGCCGUCUAGCCUCCGAACUACAUGGGAGGAAUAUGUAUAUUCAUGUAUGUAUUGGACAUCAAUGCGCAGCACGCAUCGAUGCCGUGUCCCUGGAUAGCGACAGCCGUCUAGCCUCCGAAAUACAUGGGAGGAAUAUGUAUAUGCAUGUAUGUAUUGGACAUCAAUGCGCAGCACCCAUCGAUGCCGUAUCCCUGGAUAGCGACAGCCGUCUAGCCUCCGAAAUACAUGGGAGGAAUAUGUAUAUUCAUGUAUGUAUUGGACAUCAAUGCGCAGCACGCAUCGAUGCCGUAUCCCUGGAUAGCGACAGCCGUCUAGCCUCCGAAAUACAUGGGAGGAAUAUGUAUAUUCAUGUAUGUAUUGGACAUCAAUGCGCAGCACGCAUCGAUGCCGUAUCCCUGGAUAGCGACAGCCGUCUAGCCUCCGAACUACAUGGGAGGAAUAUGUAUAUUCAUGUAUGUAUUGGACAUCAAUGCGCAGCACGCAUCGAUGCCGUGUCCCUGGAUAGCGCGGAGGCGCGGAAAGGUGCCCAGUGCUUGUGUUACUCGAUCUAUGGAGUCGGAGCACUGAGUCCGUAG
Messenger RNA from Cyanidioschyzon merolae strain 10D, 1053 nucleotides. RefSeq names its product ORF1050. The record is from RefSeq and is a predicted model, not a curated record. Bases 1 to 1053 code for a protein of 350 amino acids. The transcript has a single exon. Lineage: Eukaryota; Rhodophyta; Bangiophyceae; Cyanidiales; Cyanidiaceae.